Anopheles funestus (African malaria mosquito) is the source of this 3197-nucleotide messenger RNA. Its product is annotated as hepatitis A virus cellular receptor 1-like. Gene Ontology annotation, cellular component: extracellular region. Gene Ontology annotation, molecular function: chitin binding. The record is from RefSeq and is a predicted model, not a curated record. NCBI's taxonomy places the organism in Eukaryota, Metazoa, Arthropoda, Insecta, Diptera, Culicidae. Bases 447 to 1229 code for a protein of 260 amino acids. The transcript is spliced from 2 exons.
CAUGAGCCAUUCCCUAGUACAUCGAUGGGUUUAUCCGAAGAAGCUUAAUAGUCAUCCAAAACGGUUACCUUAAAAUAGCUAUUUUUCGAUAGUGAACCACUUACCACACUAAUUGUAUGGCCUCUGCAACCCAUAUCGAUGGCCAAUAAAUUUCUGCCCUACCAAAGUUCAUCAGAAUAGCGGGGCAAUAGGGGGGUUUUAUCUGCAGACGUUUGCCUUUAAUCAACAGAUUCGUUUUACUGUUGGAAAAUAUUCUGCCACAAUAUAUAUAUCUUAUCUUGGAGGGAUUGGAUUACGCAGAUGGAAGCAGUAUCUGCCAGCAGUAGCUACCUAUAAAAGAUGAAAUGUUUUUGCCUCGGCUUCCAGUUUUACUGCUCGUGGUGAUUGCGCAUUGCCCACCGCGACGACUACCUCGUGUGAAAGUUUUGUAAGAAAAUUGUUCGAAUAUGUGGAAGUGUUCUACCGUGACGCUAUUCGCGUUAAGUUUGCUCGCCUAUGUGAGCGCACAGACGCCUGAUUCUCGAUGUCCGCUGGUGGACAAUCCACCAUUUCAUCUACCGCACGAAACAGACUGCGCGUUGUUUUACACCUGUUCUUAUGGCAUGAAAUAUUUGAAGCAAUGCCCACCUAAUCAGCAUUUUGGCUUCGCUAUACAACGGUGCGAUCAUCCCUAUUUCGCACAAUGUAAUCUCGGGGGAGGAGUUACAACUACUACGGUGCCGAGUACAAUACCUACCACAAUUCCAACAAUACCUACCACAAUUCCAACAACUUCCACCCCAAUACCAUCAGUCCCUACAGCAUCUCCAACAACAGCUCCUACCACAAUCCCAACCACGGUUCCAACCACGGUUCCAACCACGAUUCCAACUACAGUUUCAACUGUAGCUACAACUACUACUACCGUUUCUGGAGUACCGACUGCACCAACUUACACAUCAUCCGCAACAACAGCGCCAACGACAAUAUCAUCGACUCAAACGAUUCCAACGGCUCCAUCGCCAGGUACAACGAUCCCAACAGCUCCAACACCAGGUCCAACCACCGUUACUGUUCCUGGUCAAACCACCGUUACCGUUCCGGCUCAAACCACUACAGUUGCCACUACUACUACAACUACAACAGUCGGCCCACCUACAAUUCCCACAGUUCCCACAGCUCCACCUCCCACCGCUCCAACGGCACCUCCUGCCCGCUACGGUAGGAGAAUUUCAAUUGGCCAUCCUUAACCAACAACAUCACCGAGCUGCCAACCGACCAAAACUCACUCAUAGCUGCUAUCGACAACCGGAAAGGAAUGCUUUCAACGUGGCCAACAGUACCCACUAUGAAUAGAUUAAACUAAGCCAACCUAAUCAGCUGUCGUAAAUCAAUAAAUAAUAUUUAUAACCUUCGCCAAGUUCACAAUACCUAAUAUACGUUCAGUGGCCAUUUUAUCUGUGGAUGCGCGACGACACUGGAUAAUCGAAACACCAAAUACCGAUACAUUUCUUAUCGCUUGCUGUACGCAGAAGGUUUAACACGAUGGCACCAACAACGUACUCAAUAAAGCCGAUUAAUAUCCCAGCAAAUUCACUAUACAAUCGGCCCAUUUCUGCCUGAAAGAAUGUAAACUAGACAUAAGUCACGAAUAUCAUGGAGUUCAGCAUUCCACAACGUCGAAAACUAAAUAAGCAAAAAUAUCAUUUUCGUUACAUCACAUUCUAACGACAUACAUCGCACUGCUGUGUUACAUAUGUAAGUUUGCAAUAAAUAAUGUUUCUUAUAUUUACGAUGCUCACCCCAAAAAUACACAAUUUCUGAAACAGGAAGGAACCAAUUUCAAUUAUUGCGUAUCUGUGCUUCAAUCAAGGUUCUCUUGAUAAACUUUACUCCCAACAAACACGCACGCGGACAGCAAUAGUCUAGACCCCAAAAAAAAGGCACCUUUUGCCAUUGUGCGGUGGCCGCUUUCAUCGUGCGAGAACUGUGGGAAGUUUUCGAACGUAUCGCAAGGUUUUUCAGCGUUAUAUGAGUAUUGUGAUUAUAGGUCGGUUUAUUAUGUGUUUCGUUUCAAACGUUACAACCCCAUGGUCCCGGGGCUAAACAGUAAACAGCAACACGUCCAAUCGUACGGAUGUGUUAAACGCUUACACAGCAAUUGUAUUGAACACAAGAUCGUCACCUAGCAAACGCAAAGUAUGGCCAAGUUCCAACUUCUUCUGUUAACCGCAUCGCUAAUGCUGCUGAUCGUCAUCUGCUUCGGCCAAGAGACAACGACGCUAGAACCGGGCGAUGAACCAUUCGUGGAGGUGUUGUACAGGCGCAUCCUACGUCUACGAUGUCCGGACGGUCAGCGAUGGUACAAUGCGCUAAAGAUGUGCAUUUUCGUCCCAACAGCACCAACGGCUGCACCAACAGGGUUUCUGUAGAAUCGGUUACAAAAUAACUCAAUUUGCCAAAAAUUAAAAAAAAACAAGUGCAGCUCUUACGCUGUUUUGCGGUAGUACAUAACACUCGACAGAACUUUGUUGCAUUUUUGGGAAAGAAAAAACCGUUUACGCUGGAAGAUCGCAGCCUACAACUAUAUGACAUAAAGGAAAGGUACAUAUGUAUAUAUUUCUAAUAUGUACAUAUAUCUGCAAAUAUCGUCAUGUGAUGUGAUAAUGCAACAAUAACGCUGUUUUACAGAUAUACGCUGCUCAAGUUCCUGUUUCUCUUGUGGUGUAGAUCUGAUUGAACACACAAUUUAAAUGGCUGUUCUGUUGCAAUACACGUAGCACAGAUACAAACGUCGUCGUUAGUCAUUGGUUCUUACUGUUUGUGGUCAUCCAAACAACAGAAGUCGCCAUUUGAUUACAAUUGUUUACCAUAGAACAUUGGGCUGAUCUUAUCGAGCCUUGCUGGACGGUGUAAUUAUUAGGUUGCGGCAGUAAGAUAACGUACCCCUUGCCAAGUAACAGUAUUCGAAGAUCCUGAUGAGACGUACGUCAUCAAGCUGGCAUGUCGUGAAUACUUGUGGCUACUGGUAGCAAAGAAACAAAUAAAUCGUCGCUGUUCACUAGAAACCACCUCCAUCCAAAUCAUCUCCAAGUGCAGGCUAGUAUUCGUAGUACUCCUUGUGUGCACACAAACCAUCGAACACCUGCACUGUCUGAUUGCCAGUUUGCGAAUUCAUAUUCCAUUACCUAAUGGCUUUGGCAACCGGUGCCAGCAAA